UGAGUGUAGUGUAUGUUCCUUGUUACAACAUCUAUAUAUAAUAACGGACUUUGUCGCAACGCAGUUGGAGAUUCUCACAUAGCAAUUUCAUCUUCUCGCCAAGAUCGCCAAUUUCAAAUUUCAUUUCUUCCAAUCCAAUACGAAAGACAGUAAACAAUGUCAGAUGGUAAUAAUGUUGAGGAUGUGAAAAAACAAGAACUUCAUGAUGAUUCUCCUAACAAUCAACUUCACCCAGUGGAUGAUCCCAAAGUGUCUGAUCAAGAUACAAAUACUGAAAUUUCAAUGCCCUCAUCUCAACAAGAGGAAGAUGCUGUAAGGAAAAAGUAUGGAGGGAGAUUGCCAAAGAAGCCUCCUCUCAUAUCCAAGGACCAUGAACGUGCUUAUUUCGAUUCUGCUGAUUGGGCUUUGGGAAAGCAAGGAGCACAAAAGCCUAAAGGACCACUUGAAGCACUCCGUCCAAAGUUGCAGCCAACACAUCAGCAGACCCGAUCAAGGCGCUCAUCUUAUGCUCCAGCAGAUGGUUCUGAAGUUGACGGUGAUAGUGAUCCUUCAUUAGAAGAUCCGAGUGCUGCUGAAGGUGUUCCCGGUGAUAAAAGUGAUGCUGCUCAAGACUAAAGCUGCGAUCCGUAGCCUACAGAUUUGAGCUAUAAACUGCAUUUCUCGACACAGUGCUGCUUUCUUCUCUGAAUUUGCAAGCAAAUGAUGACGCGUAAUAGAGUUGGUUAUGCUAAUAACUAGAAGUGGGAGUUUUUAAAGCGAUUGUAACCAUGAAUUUCAUGAUGUGCUAGGAUUGCACAGUGAGAGAUCUUGAAAUAUUGUGCCAGUUGUAACAUUUGAUGUCUCCCAAAAUAUAAUCAUCUAAAAUAAGAUUGGAUACUUAACAGUAAUAUGUUUGCAAUCAA
Molecule: messenger RNA, 902 nt
Organism: Trifolium pratense (red clover)
Lineage: Eukaryota; Viridiplantae; Streptophyta; Magnoliopsida; Fabales; Fabaceae
Exons: 7
Coding region: 157-615 (152 amino acids)
Cellular component (GO): cytoplasm
Molecular function (GO): protein phosphatase inhibitor activity
Source: RefSeq, a predicted model, not a curated record